This is a messenger RNA of Erpetoichthys calabaricus (reedfish), 4595 nucleotides long. RefSeq names its product coiled-coil domain-containing protein 39-like. Gene Ontology annotation, cellular component: axoneme. Lineage: Eukaryota; Metazoa; Chordata; Cladistia; Polypteriformes; Polypteridae. The record is from RefSeq and is a predicted model, not a curated record. Gene Ontology annotation, biological process: cilium movement; cilium-dependent cell motility; inner dynein arm assembly. The coding region runs from base 1286 to 3688 and encodes 800 amino acids. The transcript has 17 exons.
UCAGAACUUGUUUUGAAUAGUGUCUUAAUUUAAUACCACCAAACAGCUUUUAUUCUCUGUCUGAAUAACUGUCUGACAUAAUUCUCUUGCACCUGUUAAAGCAUCCCUCUAGAAUCUAAAAUAUUUUUUCUUCAGUCUAGUUGGUUAUUCUUUCCUUUUUAGUUCUUGACAAAUUCUGAAUGUGCUCUGAGUGAAUUAUACAUGUAUGUACUCAAACAUAUUGACUAGAGCCUGAUGAAUAUACAGUACACUCAGUGGCUAUUUUAUUAGCUACACUUGGCCAAGAAGUUUACUUGUUAUUCAGCCAAACAUUAGAAUGGGCAAGACACAACAUCAAAGCAACUACGAUGAAACAUGAUUCCUUGUGCCAGACAUAGCCAUUGUAGUAUCACAGAAAUUGCUUUCACCCUCUGGUUUUCUUAGACUACAGUUUGCAGAGUUUACAUAAAAUAAUGUAACAAACAAAAAACAUCCAGUGACCACUAGUUCUGAGAGAAGAUCUACCUUGUCAAUUACAGAGAAACAACAAAAUAGCCAGGCUCACAUAUUCAAGUAUCAGCUCUUUAUAACAGUAGGUUCUUGAAAGGCAUUUCUGACAGCACAAAACAUCCAAAUGUAAAGGAGGUAAGUUUGUAUUAUUAAGGUAUUGGGUAAGAAGCCAAUUCCUCCAAGCUGAUGAGUGACAGCAAAGAGUUCAGGUGGGACUCUGCUCACUUGGAUGGCAGAUAGCUGUGAAGCUAUCAUGGCUGCCUAGCUAUUUUAUGCAUGUAAAUGGAAAAGAAUUGCAGGGUACCUAUGAUCACCACUAGGUAGUUUUCUAAAAUUGCCUCUGGAAUUUCUAGGAGCAUCUAUGGUCUGAAAAAUUAUUUGACAUUUGUUCUGGAAUUAAAUUUGGUUGAUUCCUGAUAUAGCUCAUGCAUUGAGGGCUGCUUGAACCCCAUCAGUUCUAGAGAACUUGGAAGAUGAGAACAGAUUAUAUCAAUUUGGGAUGUAUGUGGCUCAGUGAGUCAACGAUUAAGAAAGCAAGACAGACAAAGGAAGGUGUGAUCUGUAAUAGUCAUGGUAAUGGGACAGGUAAGAUUUAAUUUGUGCCUCCUGCCAAUGUUUUCAUUUAUUAUACCCUUACUUUGUUACUCUCAUUUCCAAUUAAUAAUCUAAAAGACUUAUUUUGGUGUCUACAUCACAAUAUGUAGAAUCAAAGCAUUCAGAGUAUUAAACAGCAGAGUAGCAAAUAUCAAUAAAUGUUACUUAAAGUAGUAAUUUUAAUCAAAUAUAAGAAAGGUACAUGUUCUUUACAUGGCUAGAUGAUACAAAACUAAUAUUUUUACCUUUUCAGAAAAAUGUUUGUAAAGCCAAACAGAAACUGGAAAAACUAAGAUGUCAGUUUAACUGGGAUCAACAGGCUUUAGAGGCCUGGCUUGAAGCCUGUGCCCAAAAAGAUGAAGACUCCAUGAUAAUAUUAAAAUAUGCUAAGCAAGAUGCAAGCAAAAUACGAGAACUAUCAUUGAAUAUAGAAAAGCUGACAGAUGAAUUGAUCCAAAGGCGUAGAAUUUUAGAUAAUGAAUUAACUGACACUAUAACGGCCCAGAUAGAAUUGGAUAAGACAGCUGAAGACUUCCGUCGGGCUCAUGUAGAAAGGGUUGAGCUUCUCUGCCAGUGGGAGAACACCAUUGAACAGAUGAGGAAAAGAGAUCAACAAAUUGAUGAAUGCUCACAGCUACUCACUGAAGUAAAACAAGAAAUCAGAGAAAAAGAAGCCCUAAUCAAAGAAAGAAAUGAAUUACUACAAACUGUAAUGCUAAAAAACAAGCAAAGUAAAAGAAAUAUUACAUAUUUAGACCGGAAUGCAGAUAAACUUCGAGAAGAAUGCAUUCAGCAGGAGAGCAAGUUCUCCGUCCUUCAGAGUGAGCUUGAAAGCUUAAAAAAGCUUUUAGGCAGGACUACUACUGAUCUAGAAAUCAAAAAAGCCCAACUGGAAAGCAUGGGAAAUGAAAUUUUGGAAAAACAUAAAAAGCUAAAAGAAGCUAAGGAAACAAAUGAGGCCCUUACUCAGAAACUGAAAACAUUUAAUGAGUCAUUGAUGGAAUCAUCAUUACUUGUGAAGGAGAAAACAGAAAAAAUGGAAAGAACAAUUAAAGAGAUGGAGAGAACCGUUAAGAACUUGGAGAACCAACUUAUAUGCUUGAAGGGCAUACAAGCUAAAAGAACAGAAGAGCUGCAAAACCAAAUGUUCAAAGAGGAAAAUAUUAGGGCCCUACUAAAUAUUAGAAAAACAUCUGUACAAAGCCUCAAUUGCCGUAUAAGUAAAGUGGAUCGCAAGGCAGAAAAGCAAAUACAAGUUGUUUAUAACCAGGAUUUCAGGAUACAAUAUUUAGAAAGAAAGAUAACAAGGAUGGAGAAGGAGCAUGAUACUGAGAAGCAGACAAUUGAAGCUAAGACAGAAGAGCUGACCAAAAUUCUUCAGGAGAAGAAGGCCACUUGCAGCUUUUUGUCAACACAACUUAAAAGGCUACAGGAUGAAGUUCGCUAUCUUAAAAUAAAACUGGACAAAACAGUAUCAGAGUGUGCUGAUCUUGAUGCUAAGAUUCCUCGAAUGAAUAUUGUCAUUGAUGUGUCAACAAAAGAAGUGAAGACGCGUAAGAUCAAAAAGCAGGAGGCUCUGGCUGAAGUUAAUGUUAUGAAAUUGCACAUAAAGCGUCUGCGAGACCUACUAUAUAGUAAGACAGAUAUUACAAUUUCUUUAGAGAAGAGAAAACUCUUAUUACAGAAUGCAAUGAGGGAAAGGCAAGAUGACAUCAAGGUCCAUCGGGAAAUGCUUCAAAAUCAGUACAGACUAAUAGAUCAGGAACGUCAAGCAAUCAGCAUGGAAGUCAAUGAAAAAUUAGCCAAAAUAGAGAAAUUAAAGAAAAGGUAUGAAGUUAUAACACUUGCCAUUACACCUCCAGAAGGAGAACAGGAGUCCACUCAAGCAUAUUAUAUUAUCAAGGCUGCUCAGGAGAAAGAGGAGCUUGUCCGUGAAGGAAAUGAACUGGAUACCAAAAUUCGCAAGGCAGAAAAAGAAGUAGAAGCAUUAGAAAAUACAUUAGACUUACUUAAUCGCCACAAUUCAACAUAUAGAAAAUCAGUAAAUAAAGUUACAGACUCAGGUAUGGGUGAAGAUUAUGAAGAGAAAUUAAAACUUGAAGACAAAAAUCAAAUACUUGAAGGGAAAUACCUAGAUAAAGCAAAACAGAAAGAACAGCUCCAAGAAGAGAUACAGUCUAUGAACAACAUGCUUGAGAAUCUAAAGAUUACUGAAGCUUCACUGAAUACAGACAAAUUGGAAAUAGAAAGUCAGAUUAAGAGUUUAAAUAAAGAAGUGGAGUACCAAAAAGAAAAGCUGGACAGAGCCAAGAAACAGUGUUUAAAACUGCAUAAGGAAAUUAAUUCUUCAAGACAAAGUGAAGGGGAAAUCCCAGAAGAGCAAGACAUUAUGUUGCGCGAAUUAAGAGAUUUCAGUAAGUCUCUUAAUAAGAUGAUAGUUGAAGCCAUGGUUGAUCAGCCCAAUUUGGCUUUGAUACUUGAAGUAUUCUAUAAUCAGGCUCAGAUUCCUCUGCCUUCCUUCACUCCUAUUUCAGGUUCAGCCCCUGGCAGUCGACAGAGUUCAAGACUUUCAACAGCUCGUGGCUCAGGGUCCUCAACCAGAUGAUAUUGGUGCAGCAGCUCAGAAACCUACCAGUUUGUUCUGGGCUUACAAAUACACUCUCUCAUAUUUACUGCUGCUGAAGUUGAGUACUCAGAAGUCCUCUGGUUUGAGCAGGAGCUUAUAGCAUUACAUUUGCACCUUUUGCUGAUUUGACAUUGCACCACAAUUCUCUGAGAUCUCCCAAUUGGAGCAAAUGCUUACAGUACACACAUAAUGAGCUGAAUGAUGCUAUCAAGGUAAUUACAUUUUUCUUUUCAAUGUUGACCUAAUUAAAUCUUUGGGGGAUGGGUUGUCAUUUCACCGGUGAUGGAAAAACUGAACUGCGUGAAACAAAAGCAGAUGAGAAAUGGAAUUGCAAAAAAAAGGAAUAUACAAAUAUACAAGAGUUCCAUGUCAUUUUAUAUGCAUUUUAGACAUAUUUAGUUGAUAGACUUGAGACAAACUGUUUGAUGUGAUUAUCAAUCAGAUAAUGUUUAUAUUACAUGGCUGACUUUUAAAUUAAGUGCCCUAACAAGAUGCAUAAGUGGCCAAUAGAUGAAACAAUGUGUAAGCCAGGAUGGUGUUUUAGCAGUAAAAUUGCAUAUAAUUGAGCGAGACAUGCCAGCAUCAUUGAUGAGAUCAAGUACUGCCAUGCCAUUUUAAGCUACCUGGAGCAUAGGUCUCUUUGGAUCAGGAUGGAACUCAAGCAGAAAUUUUGCUAUGACCACAAAUGUGCACAUAAGCAGAUAUUUUCACAAUUUUUAUUGCCUGUUGUUCAAAUAAUAAAUAUAUUUACCGUAAUCUUUGUAACCUAUUCUUUAAUUGUUACAUUGUUAAUAAAGCUAUGUACCAAAGAAUUAUGACUUACAGCAAAGGUAAUUAUUAACAUAAUAUGUGCGAUGGAGAAAGUCUUUUAUUACUGUUUUACAGA